AUGUUAAACUUUUUUAAGAAAAAGGAGAUAGAUUGUUAAGACAUGAAGUCUCUUACUUAAGCGUUUGCAAAAUAAAGAGCUAAUUAAAUAGUUAGCAAAACAGUCAGCUAUGAUCUUGUUCUAACUUUAAAAGAAGGUUCUAAGUAUGAAGGAAAGGUGUAAGUCACAUUUGAAGUGACAAAACUUUAUAAAAAAGACAUUUAUAUAGACUAUUCAGGUGACAAAAUAGUAGGAUUAAAGAUUAAUAGACACCCUAUAAAGAUCGUUGAAUGGAACGGAAAAUUUUUGAAAUUAAAAUAUAAUUAUUUGAUUGAUAAUGGAGUUAAUAUGGUAGAAAUUCAAUUUAAGAAUGAUUAUUCUAAUAAUGGUUGUGGCUUACAUUCUUAUAUAGAUCCAAAGGAUUAGAAUUAAUAUCUCUAUUCUUAAUGCGAGGCCUAUUACUGCAACAUGAUUUUCCCUAAUUUUGACUAACCCGAUAUUAAAGCAAGAUUAUUACUCACUGUAACCAUUCCUAAACAUUGGAAGUUUAUAGCAAAUGAAUCUGCAAAAUCUUCUAUUGAGACAAAUGAAUACAAGAAAAUCGAAUUCAAUCCUACAGCAUACAUAUCAACUUAUUUAUAUGCUUUUAUAGCAGGUCCAUUUUACCAAAUAGAUUUUGACCUUGAAGAUAAUAAUAUGAACCAUCUCAAUUGUGAUAUUCCUAUGAGUCUUUACUGCACAUAAUCAAGAAAACAAAGCUUAUAAAAAUAAAAAGAUUUUAUAUUUGAUGUUACUUGCAAUGGAAUCAACUUCUUUGAGAAAUUCUUUCAAUAUAAAUAUCCGUUUACCAAAUACGACUAAAUAUUUUGCCCAGAAUUUAAUUCUGGAGCUAUGGAAAAUGUAGGAGCAGUAACAUUUAAUGAUAACUAUUUAUUUUAGGAAGAAGUCGACAUAUAAAAACUUAGCAGUUUUGCAAAUACAAUUAUCCAUGAACUUGCUCAUAUGUGGUUUGGAAAUUUAGUAACGAUGAAGUGGUGGAACGAUUUGUGGCUUAAUGAAAGUUUUGCAGAUUUCAUAUCACAUUUUUGCCUAUCCAAGAUAAACAUUAAAAAAUUUGAGAGUAUUCGAGAAAAUAUUUGGCUGUAGUUUAACUUUAGAAAAUCAUGGGGAUAUCGUGAGGAUUAGUUGCCUACUACUCAUCCGAUAGCAGGUAAAGUUCCUAAUACUGAUGUGGCAAGAACAAUAUUUGAUGGAAUAACAUAUUCAAAGGGAGCAAGCACAAUAAAAUAACUUCUGUUUGUUAUUGGAGAAGAGAUAUUUAGUUAGAGUUUAGCUACUUACUUUGGAAAAAAUGCUUUUAGUAAUGCGACUUUAGAAGAUUUUAUGUAGUCUUUAAGUAUGACAUAUUCAAAAGUAAAGAAGAUGGAUUUUGAUUUUAGAAGUUGGCAGAAAAUGCACAUUUAGACAGCUGGUCUGAAUAUUGUUGAGCCUUACUUUGAUCCUGAAACUUCUCAAACCACACUAACUAUUGUUUAGUCUUGUGCUUUGUAGAGUCAUCUCAAUUUAAGAAGACACAAAAUGAAAAUAUGUUUCUUCGAUGAUAAUGCUACCAUGCAUGACUAAACUAUUUAUGUUUUACCCCAGAUUGAUACAAUUAUUAAAUACAAGUAUCCUUUCAGAAUCAGAGCCGUCCUUCUCAACUUCGAAGACCACGCUUUUGUAAAAGUUGUUUUAGACAAAGAGAGUUUGAGCUUUUUCAAGAAAAAUCUUCAUUAUAUUCAUGAUGACCUAACAAGAACACUAAUUUGGAGAUCUAUAUUUGAGAUGGUUAGAGAUGCACGAAUUAGUUCUGACGAGUAUCUGGACAUAUUCAAAAAGAAUAUUGUGAAUGAAAGGACAGACUCAAUAGUGAUAAACCAAUUUAUGUACAUGAAAGCAGUACUAUUCAGUUACACUCCUCCUUAAUAUCUAGUUAAAUACUCAGAAGAUAUGUUUAAUUUUAUUUAGGAAUACAUGAGAGAAAAUCUAUAUUCAAAGAAUAAAAUAAUUGCUUUGAGACAAAUAAUUACUAGCUUUGUUAAAAUUAAGGAUUCUAUCGAUUUAGUUGAAUCCUCGUAUCUCUAACAAAUAAAAAUUUAAAAAUCUCAUAAGGGAUUAAACGCAUUAGCUAAAGCUGGUCUGAGAACUUCUAAUGUUGUUUCUUUAAUACACUCUUCCAAUUUUCAUUCUAGAGAAUAAAAAAGAAAAUUCUAUGAGAAUUACCUUUUAUCUAAUAACAACAUUUUCAACCAAACCAUUUCUCAAAGGUGCUUGAUAUAGGAUUUUACUUUGUAGGAGUGCUAGUAUUUAUGGGAAACAUUUAUUUAAUAUCCUCAAGUUAAAUCGCUUAAAGUGCAAGAAGCUGCCAUGUCUGCAUUUAAUUUACAAAACCAGUAUCCUAAAUUUACUGAUGAAUGGUUUAAUUCAAUUGAAAAAGUGUUUUAAAAAUAAACGAAGGAAUAUGCUUCCCUUUUCUUUGACUAAUUAUUUCCAAGGGAUGAUAAUAUAAGCUAUAUAUGCGAUAGACUUAGAGUUCUACUUGAGAAAGUAGAAAAAAACUAAAAGCAAACAAAAUAGUAAUAAGAGUAUGGAUUUUUGCUAAUCAAAAAACUUAAAGUGGCUAUAGAUGAUAUAUAAAGAAAGAUCAAGGCACACAACAAGUUUAUUUAAGAAGAACAAAAUAAAAUGAAACCAUCACUUUGA
Molecule: messenger RNA, 2721 nt
Organism: Tetrahymena thermophila SB210
Lineage: Eukaryota; Ciliophora; Oligohymenophorea; Hymenostomatida; Tetrahymenidae
Product: peptidase M1 family aminopeptidase
Exons: 4
Biological process (GO): peptide catabolic process; proteolysis
Cellular component (GO): cytoplasm
Molecular function (GO): peptide binding; metalloaminopeptidase activity; zinc ion binding
Source: RefSeq, a predicted model, not a curated record